Messenger RNA from Capronia coronata CBS 617.96, 1542 nucleotides. RefSeq names its product benzoate 4-monooxygenase. The transcript is spliced from 2 exons. Gene Ontology annotation, molecular function: monooxygenase activity; oxidoreductase activity, acting on paired donors, with incorporation or reduction of molecular oxygen; heme binding. The record is from RefSeq and is a predicted model, not a curated record. Lineage: Eukaryota; Fungi; Ascomycota; Eurotiomycetes; Chaetothyriales; Herpotrichiellaceae. Bases 1 to 1542 code for a protein of 513 amino acids.
AUGCUUCUUACCAACGCUGUCUCCCCAUGGACCCUGCUCCUUCUCCCGAUCCUCUAUUAUCUUCUGCCAUACCUUCGGAACUGGAGUCUGCGUAAGGUGCCGGGCCCCUUACCUGCAGCGCUCUCCAAUCUCUGGCUUCUAUAUCAGUGUCGUCGAGGGCGAAGGUACCGUGCGGUCGACGAGGCACACAAGCAGUACGGCAAGGUUGUCCGCAUCCAGCCAAACCAUGUCUCGAUCGCGGAUGAUCAGUAUAUCAGCACCAUCUAUGGACAUGGCAAUGGAUUUUUAAAGAGUGAGUAUUAUGAUGCUUUCGUGUCCAUCCGUCGAGGUCUUUUCAAUACCCGGGAUCGGGCUGAGCACACGCGGAAGCGUAAAAUCGUCUCGCAUACCUUCUCCGCCAAAUCCAUCGGGCAGUUCGAACAAUACAUCCACGGCAACCUCGAUCUCUUCAUGCACAAAUGGACCAAUGUGGCCACGGCACGCCAAAACCCUUCGACCGGCUAUGCUUCCAUCGAUGCCCUGCACUGGUUCAACUAUCUGGCCUUCGACAUCAUCGGUGACCUGGCUUUUGGCCAGCCCUUUGGAAUGUUGGAGCACGAAAAGGACUUUGCCGAGAUCCGUAAAUCCCCAGACGCACCACCGACCACUGCACCUGCCAUCGAAGUCCUCAACCGUCGCGGUGAGGUGUCGGGCACCUUGGGAUGUCUCCCACAACUAAAACCCUGGGCCAAGUACUUCCCAGAUCCAUUCUUCAGCCAGGGUGUUGAAGCGGUCGAAAACCUGGCAGGUAUCGCCAUCGCGCGUGUCAAGCAACGACUCGAGAACCCCAACCCAGACCGAGUCGACCUGCUCGCCCGGCUAAUGGAAGGCAAAGACGCCAAAGGCGAGAGACUCGGCCGCGAAGAACUUACCGCCGAAGCACUCACCCAACUUAUUGCCGGCAGCGACACGACUUCCAAUACCGCCUGCGCCAUCCUAUAUUACGUCGUGCGCACCCCAGGCGUGCUCGAGCAGCUACAGAAAGAGCUUGACGCAGCCAUCCCUCCGGGCGUACCCAAAUACGAGCAAGUCCGCGACCUACCGUACGUGCAGGCUGUGAUCAAUGAGACAAUGCGCAUCCACAGCACCAGUUCGCUAGGCCUCCCGCGCGUCGUGCCUGGUCCUUCCCCGGAGCACCCGACUGCCCACGGAGUUGAUAUCUUGGGCUACCAUUUUCCCCCGGGCACUGUACUGAGCGUACCCAGCUACACGAUCCAUCACUCCCGCGAGAUUUGGGGCCCGGACGCCGACGAAUUUGUGCCUGAAAGAUGGGAUGACAAGCGGCUGACGUCGCGCCAGAAGGAAGCUUUCAUUCCCUUUUCCACGGGUCCCAGGGCCUGCGUCGGGCGCAACGUCGCCGAGAUGGAGUUGAAGUGUAUGGUCGGCACGGUGUUCCGGAAUUUCGAGUUCAGAGAUGAACAUUCAGGUGAACUGGAGACGAGGGAAGGGUUCCUUCGAAAACCACUUGGUUAUAACGUCGGUAUUCGACUGCGGGCGUCUUGA